Sinocyclocheilus anshuiensis is the source of this 542-nucleotide messenger RNA. RefSeq names its product cytochrome c oxidase assembly factor COX16 (gene cox16). The record is from RefSeq and is a predicted model, not a curated record. Bases 125 to 439 code for a protein of 104 amino acids. NCBI's taxonomy places the organism in Eukaryota, Metazoa, Chordata, Actinopteri, Cypriniformes, Cyprinidae. The transcript is spliced from 4 exons. Gene Ontology annotation, biological process: mitochondrial respiratory chain complex IV assembly. Gene Ontology annotation, cellular component: mitochondrial inner membrane.
UGUACGAUGUCGCUGCGGGGAUUGUGGGUUUACAUGGCGGCGCCCGGUGAGCCAUGUUGAAUUAUGUCCUACUGACUUUAUUCUGAAUAAUGUGAAAUUGUAGAAUGACAUACUUGAUCUAAACAUGUGGAAUCAAGUUCGUAAACUCCAAAAGAACAGGACAGUGAAAUAUGGCAUCCCGAUGCUGCUGCUGGUUGUGGGAGGGUCGUUUGGAUUGAGAGAAUUCACUCAGAUUAGAUAUGAUGCACAGAAGAUAAAAAAGAAGCUGGACCCUGCACUGGAAGCACGGGUGAACAAUAAAAAACAGUCGGCCAUCCUUCAGGAAGAGUAUGAGAAAGUGAAGGAUUUGGACUUGGAUGGAUGGAAGAACAUUCGUGGCCCACGUCCCUGGGAGGAUUCAAAGGAGCAGCAGCAAGCUCAACUCAAUAAAGGCACAUAGAACUCUAAAACCUUAAACUCCCACUGCUGGUCCAAAGAUGUAAGACACUCAUAAAAACAGUGCAGUGUAUGGUUGUCACCAUAUAAUAAAUUAGCACCUCAUA